GAAGGCUGGACAACAUGGUGAAGAAACAACGUGGGAAAAGCGCCUCUUCGCAGAAAAAGGCUGACAACAAAAAAGUAGCUGAUAAUUUUAAGUUGGCCAUAGAGUCUAGCGAUGAAGACGCACCAGAGGAAGUGACCUUUGAGGAGUCGAAGGCUCAGGCUUUUGAGAGCCUGAAACAGGCGGUGGCAUCGGCCAGAAGAGAGAAGGAGCUGCUGAGGGAGAAGAGGAGGAAGAGACAGGAGUUUUUCCAGGAGCAGAAGAAAAGGAAGUUCCUGCCAGCUGAUGUGUUGGAGAAAAUUGACUCGACGCCUUUAGAGGAACAGAAAAGGUCUGAGGAUGAAGCUGAAGAGGUUCCAGAAAAUGAUGAUGGUGAUAAUGAAGAAGGAGGAAGUGCAAAGAGGAAGAAGGGGAAACUCUCAGGUGUUAGAAGCCUGAAGGGAAACUACACGGUUACCACGGUGAAGGAGCAAGAAGCGGCCAACUUCCAACGACAGGUGGCCGAGGAUUUUAUCCGCUCCAGAUUGUACGGAGCGGGAAGCUGCAGGAGCACCAGUAAUGAGCUGCUGUCCCUCCAGAACAAGAGGGGCCCAAACAAGAGUGCAGCUGUGCAGUUUGUUAAAAAAGGCUGGGCCUGUAAGGAGAAGGCCAAAGCUGAGAAGCUGAACAAGAGGUGGAUCCAGACGCAGCAGGUUCCCUCCAGCUGACCACCGCAUCAGGAUGCUACGCAGUCCUCCUAACGUAACGGCAGCCUGAGGGCAUCGCAUUACUCUGCUAAAUGUUCCAGAAGACGUAAAUCAUGGCCGACAUGGAGAAAGAAGCCGUUGGAGCUUCAAGAGGUUUUGGACUGAAGGACAGAGCUGAAAACUGAAGAUUCAAAAAAACAAAAAAAAACCUUUCAAAGCGAGAAAACAUCUUGAAUGGACUCAUAAGCUCACCUUCCUUUCAGGUUUUAUAAAAGUAGCAGCAUCUCUUUAUGUACAAAUUACAUUUUUUUUGGUACUGUUAUGCAACUUAUGUAUAUAUUUUUUUCCCAAAUAAAAAUGUUAACAUAUUCUAGCUCCAGUAAAAAAAAAAAAAAUGUUUUAUUUGGAUCUUAAUUUCUGAUUUAUAAACUCGCAGAAAUCAUGUUGAACCAAAAUCUCUACCAUUACCACUAGGGGGCAUCAGUGGUCAGAACAAUUGGCUGAUGCAUCCAAAUUGUUAAAUAUAUCAGUGAUGUGUAGUUAAUAUUUGUACUCCUUUAAUAAAGGAAAUAUGGAAGAAUGCAAAGGAGAAUCA
Molecule: messenger RNA, 1278 nt
Organism: Cyprinodon tularosa
Lineage: Eukaryota; Metazoa; Chordata; Actinopteri; Cyprinodontiformes; Cyprinodontidae
Gene: nol7
Product: nucleolar protein 7
Exons: 8
Coding region: 15-704 (229 amino acids)
Cellular component (GO): nucleus
Molecular function (GO): RNA binding
Source: RefSeq, a predicted model, not a curated record